Messenger RNA from Hyla sarda, 1226 nucleotides. RefSeq names its product activating transcription factor 1 (gene ATF1). Gene Ontology annotation, cellular component: nucleus; ATF4-CREB1 transcription factor complex. Gene Ontology annotation, molecular function: protein binding; RNA polymerase II cis-regulatory region sequence-specific DNA binding; DNA-binding transcription factor activity, RNA polymerase II-specific. The transcript is spliced from 8 exons. Gene Ontology annotation, biological process: regulation of transcription by RNA polymerase II. The coding region runs from base 254 to 1174 and encodes 306 amino acids. Lineage: Eukaryota; Metazoa; Chordata; Amphibia; Anura; Hylidae. The record is from RefSeq and is a predicted model, not a curated record.
CGCUGACGUCAAGCCGAGGCCUACAGGACGACGUACAAGGUGUUACUGACUGCGCGGAUGAGGGCGCUGUGUCCUGCCUGGCCUCGGCCCCGCUGGGUUUGGCGAUUUCUCGGUUCCGUGUUAGCGACUUUGUGAGGUUCUUCCUGUGACGGGAUCCGAAGAGGAGGCGGCUCCCCUGGGGACCCGAGACGUUCACCCCGGUGAUUGGCUGGAGCGGAUCCCUGAGCUGUGAGUUCAGAGGACGCAGCUUGGUAUGGAAGAAGUUUCUAACAAAACAGAUAGUUCAGAAUCUGUACAGACGAUUUCUUUCCCAGCUUCAGCUUUUCAGGCAUCACAUCUUGCUCAACAGAUGGCACUAAGAGGUACAACUACUCCCUUGACUGUUGUGCUUCCUGGGGAGCAACAGGUCCAGGUACAAGGUGUUAUUCAGACCGCUCAGUCCUCUGUGAUACACUCUCCUCAGGUUGCAGCAUCACAGGCAUCAUCGCUAUCAGAUAGUGAAGACUCUCAGGACUCCUCCGACAGCAUUGAUUCCUCCAGGAAGGCGCGUGGUAUUUUAGCUCGUCGACCUUCCUAUAGGCAAAUCUUGAAAGAUCUCUCUUCUGAUGACACUGGAAAGCGAAAUGAGGAAGCUGGAGCAUCUGGUACACCUACAACCACCACAAUAUACCAGACCAGCAGUGGACAGUAUGUUACCAUUGGUCCUAAUGGAACCUUCCAGCUUGCUGGAACAGAUGCAAUGCAAGGAUUACAGACAUUAGCAAUGGCCAAUGCUAGUAGCAACCAGCAAGGCACAACUAUACUACAGUAUGCACAGACAUCAGAUGGCCAGCAAAUUCUUGUACCCAGUAACCAAGUGGUUGUACAGACUGCUUCAGGAGAUAUGCAGACUUAUCAGAUCCGUACCACUUCAACCACCACCUCACUACCACAGACUGUGGUCAUGACCUCACCCGUAACGCUGACUUGUCCCCCUACAAAGUCAGAUGACCCACAACUGAAGCGCGAAAUUAGAUUAAUGAAAAACAGGGAGGCCGCCAGAGAAUGCCGGAGAAAGAAGAAAGAAUAUGUCAAAUGCUUGGAAAACAGAGUGGCUGUUCUUGAAAAUCAGAACAAAACAUUAAUUGAAGAGCUAAAGACUUUAAAAGAUCUGUACUGCCAUAAAGCAGUGUAAAUCAGUUUUCGUACUUGUACACAAGUUUUAGAGAAGUUUUUUUUUUUCUUUU